AUGGAGAAUAUCACUAUAGCAGAAGAAAAAAACCUGAUUGAAACACAUUUACUUUUCAACCACUCGAAUAGCGCUUCCAGAUCAGCCGGCGUUUACCAGAAAUGGCCAAGGAACCGUGGUAUUUACAUAAACAAGACGAAAACAUUCUAAGUCUGGAUCAGCGAAACAGAUCACACACGUAUAAUCUCAAUGCAGCCCGGCGGACGCAUUGAUCAAGUCUAUUCGAGACUAGUAGAAGGUGUACGUAUAAUUGAAAAGCAGCUCCGUUUUGCACACAGUGAUCGUCUUGGUUACAUAACCUUCUGCCCAACUAACAUUUGGACCACACUAAGGGCCUCAGUUCAUAUCAAAAUCCCUAAGCUAGCUGCUAAUAAGGACGUUUUGGGAAAGCUGUUUGAUGACUACAAUCUACAAGUACGUGGGACAGAUGGUGAUGGUAUCGGCAUAUUCGGAGAUACAUUCGAUAUAAGCAACAAACGUAGAAUGGGCCUUACAGAAAUACAGGCAGUGGUAGAAAUGGCAACCGGUGUAAAGGCCAUCAUAAAUAAAGAAGAAAAUUUAUAGAUGUUUGUCGAGCAGAUUAAAUAAAGCACACAUUUGAUAUUAAAAGUACUGAUUUUUAUAUAUUUAUUCUUUUAUUUAUUUAACAGAAUAGCACAGCCACCUCUUUGUAUAUGUAUAUAUGCUCACAUUUAUAACAUUUAUGAUACGUUUAUUCUGAAUUGUGUAUGUUGUCAUUCAAUAACUAUCAUGCUAGUAAAUGCGACUGAUGAGAAAUAAUGGAAGAACUUUAUAAGAAAGAACGUUUGCACAAGUGACAAUAAUCAAAGGGAAGCCGUGAUCAAAAGAUCUUAGCGUGUCGGACGCACAGCCCCUGGGUCGUGGAUUCAAGUCCCAUUUGCAUCAAGAUCUCACUUUUUCCGUAUGACACCAGCACUGUUGUUAUCAGGAGAUGAACUUGAGAGUGGUUACAAUAAGCUUGAAGCUUCAUCACAAUCGAGCUAAAAUGGUUUGACAAUGGAAACAAACGCAUACACGAAUCUUUCUUAUAACUCUUAAUGAGUAUUCUGUUUGUAUGGCAUUGUUUGUUCCAACUACCUCAG
This is a messenger RNA of Mercenaria mercenaria, 1103 nucleotides long. Its product is annotated as arginine kinase-like. The transcript has 2 exons. Lineage: Eukaryota; Metazoa; Mollusca; Bivalvia; Venerida; Veneridae. Gene Ontology annotation, biological process: phosphocreatine biosynthetic process. The record is from RefSeq and is a predicted model, not a curated record. Gene Ontology annotation, molecular function: creatine kinase activity.